AUGAACGAAGAAGCCAGUGCAGGUUCGACGCAGUUUGCUGCUCAACUGGGCCAGAUGGAACCAUUCGACGUUUCCACGAAUGACUGGGCGUCGUACGAAGAGCGGCUAACGUCGUUUCUAAUCGUCAACCGUGUUCCCGAAGGUGACAGAGUACAUGCAUUUCUGAGCAUCAUCGGUCCCAGAACCUACAGUCUUCUGAAAUCGCUGGUCGCCCCGGAGCUGCCUUCAACGAAGAGCUUCGAGGUACUGAAGAAGACCCUGGGGGAUCAUCUGUCGCCGAAACCUUCGGUCAUAGGCGAGCGAGCGAAGUUCCACAGGAGACAGCAAGUCGAAGGCGUCCUACAGGUCAAGGUGCAGCACGGCGGCAACGAGGCGCGCCUGCCUUUAUACGUCGUCGACCAGGAGGGACCGGCAUUGCUAGGUCGGGAAUGGCUUCAGGCAAUUAGGCUGGAGUGGAGCAAAAUCUGGAACGUCCACCAUCUGCCAAGGUCAGAGCUGCCCAUUUCUUGUCGUUUAGAAGAAAGGCUACACGCUUUGAUCAGAAAGUACGACUCUCUUUUUAAAGAUGAGCUAGGCAUGAUUACCGAAGAAAAGGCCGAGCUGCAUUUCAAGCCCAAUCAGGCACCGAAGUUUCUCAAAGCAAGAAACGUGCCGUUCGCGCUGCAAAAGGCGGUCGAAGCUGAGCUUUCCAAGAUGGAAAAAAUGGGCAUCAUAACAGCCGUUGCCACAUCAGAUUACGCUACGCCAGUGGUACCUGUUAUCAAGAAAGACGGUGGCAUACGCCUCUGUGGCGAUUAUAAGGUGACAGUGAAUCCGUGCCUUGACGUCACCCGUUAUCCGCUACCGAAGGUGGAUGACUUGUUCGCGGCUCUGUCCGGAGGCACACAUUUUUCAAAGAUCGACUUGAACCGCGCUUACCAGCAAGUGGUGAUGUCCGAUGCCUCAAAGCAAUUCCUAACCUUGAAUACGCACAAGGGAUUGUUCGUUGUCAACAGAUUACCUUUUGGAAUCUCUUCCGCGCCGGGAAUUUUCCAAAAGAUAAUGGACACUAUGUUGAAGGGCCUCAAGGGUGUUUGCUGCUACCUAGAUGAUAUUCUGGUGACGGGGAAAACAACAGAGGACCACUUAGCCAAUCUGGAAGCGCUGCUAGAGCGUCUUCAAAACCGAGGCGUCAGAGUAAAAGAGAAGUGCUCGCUUUUCCGAAGCGAACUUCACUACCUUGGCCACAAAUUCGGCGCUGAAGGCAUAUCCCCGUUGUCUGAUAAAGUUGACGCACUUCUCCAGGCACCAGAGCCGAAGUCUAAGAAGCAGCUUCAAUCUUUGUUGGGCGUUAUCAACUACUACAGCAAGUUCGUGCCCCAAAAUCAAGCGAGAACGCGGAAGCCGAUUUCUGCUCGGCGUCUGCCGCUGCCAGAUCGUGAAGCGGAAACCAAAGAAACAGAAGAAGCGUUUUAUUCGUUGCGCUUGGACUCGUUGCCUGUUUCUAGUCGAGAUGUCGCGGUUGCCACGAGUAAAGACCGAAUUCUUUGUCAAGUGAAGGAAUUCACAAAUGUUGGAUGGCCCACGUCGAUCACGGAUGAGCACUUGAAGCCUUUUUUUCGCAGGUGCAACGAGCUGACGGUGCAUCAGGGAUGUGUCAUGCUGGGCACAAGAGUAGUCGUCCCUGCAAAGCUGCAAGGGUUCGUUCUCGACGAACUCCAUGACGGCCAUCCCGGCAUCGUGCGCAGCAAAGAACUAGCGCGCAGCUACGUAUGGUGGCCAACGCUGGAGGCGGACCUCGAACGUCGCAUCAAAAGCUGCGCUAGUUGUCAAGAGCAACGUAACGCGCCAAUCAGCGCACCUCUGCACCCGUGGUCAUGGCCGACUUCACCGUGGCAGCGUGUUCACGUAGACUUUGCAGGACCCUUUCAGAAUACCAUGCUUUUAAUAGUGGUCGACGCACAUUCCAAAUGGCCAGAGGUUUUCGAAAUGCGCUCGACAACUGCAGAAAGCACGAUUCGUUGUUUGACCGAGCUCUUCGCACGUUUUGGUUUCCCAGAAACAAUUGUUUCCGAUAAUGGACCUCAAUUUGUUUCGCAGGACUUCAAGCACUUCGUGCAGGCAAUGGGGGCACGGCACGUCCUCACGGCUCCCUACCACCCCAGCUCCAAUGGGCUGGCGGAGCGUUUCAUUCAGACCUUAAAGAACGCCCUCCGCAAAGACGGCACAGGAGAGACACUGCAGGUAAAGCUGCAUAAAUUUUUGCUGUCGUAUCGCAACACGCCGCAUGCGACGACGCGUGAAUCACCAGCCACAUUGCUCCUGGGACGACGCUUACGCAGUCGGCUAGAUGCCGUAAAGCCCUCCGUGGGGGAAAGAGUAGCCCACAGACAGUGCACUCAGGCACUAAGUCGUCCGUGUCGCGAACGUCAUUUCUUGGUAGGCGACAACGUGUUAGCACGUAAUUAUUGUGGAAAAACAAAGUGGACUCCCGCUGUGAUUGUUGCUCAAACAGGUCCUGUCUCUUUCAAAGUGCGUGCAACCACACAGAGGGGCACCUUCACCUGGCGUCGCCACCAGGAUCAACUGCUGCACAGACCUGCAGAGGACGUUAACCCUACGCAUGGAACAGCUGGCGAAGCUACGACCAGCGAGUUCCUGGUUUUUCCUGAGACUGGCGACGCACCAGUUCCUCCGACUCCACAACCGUCCAGGGCGACUCCGGUUACGCCACAGGCAACACCAGCACCCGCCGAUGCAAGACGCUACCCCAUGCGAAAUCGUCGCCCACCAGAUAGAUUCCAAGCUGCACUCUGAAUGACUUGGUGUGCGUUAUUAAAAAGGAGGGGAGGUGGUGUUGUGUCGGCUGGCGCUCCAUUGAUAAGAGCACUCUGCGAAGUGCGCAUGCGCCGCUAGGUGUUAAAAGCGGAGUGCCGCUUGCUAUCGGCGCUCUUUCUUGCCGUAGCCACGAACCCACAAGCAUGGGUCAAUAAACGUCGUUC
Rhipicephalus sanguineus (brown dog tick) is the source of this 2981-nucleotide messenger RNA. RefSeq lists its product as uncharacterized. Lineage: Eukaryota; Metazoa; Arthropoda; Arachnida; Ixodida; Ixodidae. Gene Ontology annotation, biological process: DNA integration. The coding region runs from base 1 to 2796 and encodes 931 amino acids. The transcript is spliced from 3 exons. Gene Ontology annotation, molecular function: nucleic acid binding. The record is from RefSeq and is a predicted model, not a curated record.